Molecule: messenger RNA, 5550 nt
Organism: Diorhabda sublineata
Lineage: Eukaryota; Metazoa; Arthropoda; Insecta; Coleoptera; Chrysomelidae
Product: centrosomal protein of 162 kDa
Exons: 5
Coding region: 514-3081 (855 amino acids)
Biological process (GO): cilium assembly
Cellular component (GO): centriole; centrosome; axonemal microtubule
Source: RefSeq, a predicted model, not a curated record
CCUGUCAUAUAUUAACAAGACACAUAAAACAAAAAAGUCUUGACAGUGGACGCUCAAUGUGUUCGUGAUCGUUACAGAUGCUGAUUGAGACCAAUGAUGCAGAAUGUAUACGUAGAGAUUUUGAGGAGAAUAAGAAAAAAUACUGCAAUAAAAGUGAUGAGGAUUUAUAUUUAAAGAGUUUCAGGCGAAUAUAUUUAUCUAAAGAAGAAGAGUAUGGAUGUCAUAUUUGUGAAAGUGUGAAUCAAAGAAACUUAUAUGAUCAAGCAUGCAUAAAGGAGUCAGCUGACAGAUCAUGUGCCUGAAAUAACAUUAUAAGAGGUAUUAAUGUUGAAUAUCUUAAAAGAAGAAUAUCCAUAGAAAUGUCAUAGUUGUUUGUAAAUAAAAGCUUGUGUCUAAUUUAAAGGGAUUAUUGUGAAACUUAUAUUUAAACUUUGUUAAUUCAAUAAUUUGCCUUCAAGGUCUUUUUAAAAGUGUUACAAUCAACACCAAAGGUGGAGAUUAGUCAAUAUCAACAUGGAAACUAGGAAUAAAAAUUUCUGGUGGCUCAAAUCGUCUGUAAACAGUGUUGCAGAUACUAAUGAGAACAAUUCUUUAGCCCCUCAAUUGGAAUUACAGUCUUCCUCGUCCAUUAAUAAUUUAUCAAAUGAUAAAAAUAGUAAUUUUAAUCUUGAUGUAGAUGUAGGAAGUAUUAUAGAAGAAAUAAAUAGAGUUGCUGCCCAAAGUCCAUUAGGCCCUUAUGAAAAAUCAGUUGGAGAAAGGAGCAUAGAUGAUCUACUUAAAGAAGCAGAAAAAAUAUAUAUUGAAAGUUCCAAGAGCUUUGAACAACUAAGUCAGAGAAGUAAAACGUCCCAAAAUAUAUCUGAUCUGUUAUCAAAUAUUUCGAAAGACUCUACACCAACUCCAAAGAGUUUGAGUCCUUUACCAAUGGACCCUGAUCCUCAAGAACCAGAAGUUCAAGAGAUGAGUCAAAGUGAUGACGAUUAUAGUGAAGAUUUUUCUGAUGAAAGUAAGAUGCAUUCAGCUAAGGGGUCUCCUACCAAUAAUUCAAUUUGCAAUGAAUCAAAAGAGUUAAAUUGCAUUGACAAAAAAAAUAUAGAAGGAGCUAUAAAAAAGUCUGCUAUUGAUCAAGAUAUUGAUUCUGAAUUAAGCACUGGAAAAUCAUCAAAUAUUAUAAAAUCUCAAUCGUUGAAUUAUUUCAAAGAUUCAAAUACUUCUCGUGUUAAAACAAUUGUUAAGAGUCAGUCAGAAGUUGCCUCUUUGGGCAAAAAUGUGCAGGCACCAAUAGUUGAAACUAAAAGAGAACAUUUUAGAAAGUUGGAUGAAAAAUUGCAGAAAUAUGUGGAAGAUGAUGCUAGAAAACAAUGUUUGAUUGAAGAUUUAGAGAGACACAACAAACUUUUAAAAAAAGAAUUGGAAGAUUUUAAGGUGGAAUUAGAAAGGACGCAAACCGCCUUGGAACAAACCAAAUCCGUAUUAUCAUCUAAAACCCUUUCGUCUCCAGAAAUAAAUAUGGAGUUGGAAAAAGCUUUAGAAGAUCUUAAAGAUUCUAAAGAAAUGAAUACAUCUUUACAACUUCAGCUAGAAACUGUCAAUAAAAGCCAUCAACUUCUUAAAAGUUCUUAUGACGAUCUUUUGGAUUCUAAUAAAAAAUUCGAACGUCGUCUUUUUGAAUUAGACAACAGCUUAGACAAAUAUAAGAACGAAUUUAUUCUGUUACAACAAUCGAAAGAUAAACUAGUAGAGAACGAAGUGAAUUUAAAUAAAUUACUGGAAAUGGAGAAACUUCAAAAUAAAAAUUUCAAACUCCAACACGAAAAAGACGCCAAAUGUAUCCAAGAUUUGAAUAGACAAAUUAAGGAAAUGGAAAGAAUUAUAGCUAGGAAACAUCCAGAUUCAGUAUCGGCAUUAAUAGUUGCAGCUAAAGAAAAUGCUAUGGACACGAACUUAACAGCUAGGAAAAUUUUGGAAGAUAGAAUAAAAUCGUUGGAACAAGAACAAGUCAGUAGAGAAACCCAAUCUUCCAAAGUAUUUAUGGAAAUACAAGAAAAGUUUAACCAAAUGAAAUCCAAAUACGAAAAUCACAUCGAGGAUUUGGAAUUACACGUUUGUGAUUUAAAGAAUCAGUUGAAAAGAAGAAGCGAAACUUAUGACGUUUAUACUCAAACUAUGGUCGAAGACAAAAUACCGCAGAAGGAAACUUUUACUACUUUCACACAAACGGAUGCCGUCACGUCAGCAGUUCCACCUCCACCAACAACUUCUACUAGUAAACCACAGAGAUCAAUAACUUCAAAGAAAAAUGAGGAUUCUCAUUUGUUAGCUACUAUACGAGGCUUACAAGCAGACCUCGCAAAUAAAGAAAAAGUAAUUACUAAACUUCAGAAAGAAAUCGAAGAUCUGAAGAAAACAAAUAAGAGAUUACAAAAGGAAAGAGAGGGUAGUUUAAAAAACUUAAUUGAUAAAAAGGAACUGAAAAGUCUUCCCCUGGAUCGUCUACAAACAAGAUCAAAUAGCUGUAGUUCGGAGAAGGAUUUUCGGAAGGAAGAAACGGUCCUCCAUUUAAAACGAGAAAGGGAUAAAUUAAAACUACAAUUAGAUAAAUUACAAGAAGAUUAUCAACAACUACAAAGUAAGAGGAUAGGAGACUUAACUGCCCUUCAAGAGGCGCACGAACAAGAGGUGUCCAAUUAUAUAGCUAGUGUGAGCCCUUUAAGAGAACAGCUGGAAAUUCAUCAGAUCUCAUUAGCGUCUCUUCAAUCCCAGUUGAUUUCUGCUAGAGAUGAAUUAGCAAUUGUUAGAGUUGAAAGAGAUCACUUGAAUAAUCGUUUGCUUAAUAUGCCAACUAGCAAUAGGACGUUUGCGGAGGAUACUGUAGGUGUAUCUCCUUUAUUACAAAAGAUUGGAUUUUUGGAAAAACAGUAUGUGGAACGUGAGUAUAGGUUAAGGUCUAUGAUCCAAAACUUGGCUCAAAAAAACUUGACUAACAGAAGUUGUCCACAAUGUUCAGAAAGACAUCAGCAGUUGAUUUCGUAUAAAGCAGAGUUAGACCAAACUUUGACUUCCGUCCGAGCGUUUCAAUAAUUCAGACAUAAGCUGAUUAAGUAUUCCAAAGGGGAUUGGUUUGUUAAUAUGUCAAUUUUUAUCAUUAAUGGUAUUAGGCGAAACAAUAAUGAGAACAGGAAUAAUUUAAUACGAGGGCCACUUUUCUUUCAACCUCCGAUCGCUCCGUGCAGACGCUGAUGCUCCCGCCAAGUAUGUAUUGCAAUGUUUUCUACAGGCCAUAGUGCUGCAGAAAUCCAUCGGGGAAUAAAUCGUGUAUAUAGGAAAAACUUCAUGAGUGAUGGUGUUGUGAAUGGUGUCGAAAGUUUAAAGAUGAGUUGAUAGAAUGGUUAAAGAAAACCGCAAAUUCACCAUUACUGCUUACUUAACGGUUAGGCUCCAUUAGCGGUAGCUUUCUUUGAAGAGGGUAUUGAAAGGCUUGUCCACAGAUAUGACAAAGGUCUCAAUCUCUCCGGUGAUUAUGUCUAAAAAUAUGUGUACCAAUAUUUUGUUAAUAAAAUUAUUGUUUUAUAUGAACUAUUUGUAGCCUAUCGGAGAUUGAAAAAAAACGGCCCUAGUAUAGUGGAGUAUUGAAACUGUACUAGAAAUUAUAUUUCUGCCAAUCAAGUUGAGCUAUAACAUGAGCAAAGUUACUUCACAUUGGAUAUGAAAAUAAUUUCACUACCUUUUAUUGAGUUAUUAAAUGUUUCAAUUAUCACCAUCAAUGAACAAAAAUUGUUUAUGUAAUACAAUCCCAUUAAUUAAUUAUUAGCAUAAGCCCACACAGCAAAAGUUACAUUUUCUUAUUUUUUGUGAUUAUCCGCUAAUAUACAUGAAAAUUUCCAUUUCUGUUGAUAUCUAUAUCAUCGGAAUUACAAAGAAUACAGAUAUUGUAUUCUGUGCAACUUACGGUCUAUCAUCUUGUCACACAAGUGUAUGAAAAAUCUAAUUUCCAUAUUUUUAUUGUUUUCCGUAUAAGAAAUACUUCUUAAUAUUUCGUCCUAUUGGUGCAGAAAGUGUAAAAUUGAACCAAUGUAUUCAUCAGGAAGCAGGGCUUCAUUUGGCACUAGUAUGAAACUCACAACUUUCUGCAUAAAUCCAUGAGGUGAAAUAUUCCAUAGAUACAAAUAUAUGUAGCUGCCAUGAAUGGUUAACCGAAUACACUAUUGCUUGGAAAUAUUAUACUUUUCAUUUUUAUACACCCUCGAUUUCUUAUUAAGGCAAAACACUAUAACACUAUACAAAGUUUUUUUAUUAAUAACAAAAAAUAUUCAAAUAUUUUAAAUAAUAAUAAUUUAUUUUAAAUAAUCUUACGUGUAGUCAUAGAACAUACCGUAAGAAGAAAUGCAAACUUAGUUAUUAUUAUUAUUAUACAACAAAGAAUAUCUACCAUAUUCUGUGUUAUUCAUUUUCAUUCAGUUCCUAUUUCGCAGUUCUCCGAAUUCACAAUAGAAACAAUACCUUAUAACUGGGACACAUCUAUUUAUAAAAUAAUAUUUACAUACAUUUUUAACUAAACCAAGGAACAUUAAUUGACAUGAUUACAAUAUCACUUUUAAAAUAAGAUCUCAUAAAAUACAGAUAUUUCUCAAAAACAAAUUAAAAAGUGUAAUAUGUAAAUAAAUACUAACCAGAAUUGAAACAGUAAAAUAAUAUCAUUUUGGGAUUUAACAAAAAAAUUCUAUACAAACAAAAGUCUCGAAAAUUCAUAAACAAUUCAUAAAAGUGUCUGCAAAUCAAAACAAGAAAAUACAGCCUUUUAAACGAUAAUAUUAAAAUUUUGAGAAACAAAAAUACAUAGAAACACCAAAAGUUUUAUCCUGUACCUUGUCUGCGAAUAUUUCUUAACUGUGAGUAAAUGAAUUCUUUCGUUAAAUUAUUUAAACCUUCUCUUAUACACUUAAAUGUUCCAAUUUCACACAUCCUCUUCAAAGUCUCUACCGAUUUUUCGUCGUCAAAACUAUUAAUUUCCUCUAUAACAAUGCAGUCUGAAAAUUCACUUGAAAACUCCAAUAAUUCUUCUUUAGGUAAAUUUCCAGAUGCUAAGGGAUGAAAACUGGGACUAGUAUCUUGAUGCUCUUCGACAAUUAUAUCAGUGUCUACCAUACCUGUUUUUACAGCAUAUGAAUAUUUUUGGUUUACCAUACAGUCUUGAACUUUGGCUUAACUGUGAACUUCAUAAAUGAAAGUAGACAAUGAAGUAAAGUUAGGAACUUUUAUCACAUUCUCCAUCACGAGUUGGGGAUUUUAUGAACUAACCAGUAAAUUUGAUAAAUAUCAAAUAAUUUAUCAUUUUUACCAAAUUCAGUGGUGACAAUGUUUAAUCACCGGUAAUUUUAUAUAAUUAUCGAAUUUAUUACUUUUACCGUACUUAUUUGAAAAUACAUAUUUUAUAACGUAUACAUCGACAUUUUCUUUUCUACUGUUGAUAUAAAUGAUUGCUGUGUGGGAAAUGUGUUUAACUAUAGUGAAUGUUAAAUUUAUUUUUGAAUGUUGUUAAUAAAAUUGCGU